Molecule: messenger RNA, 5281 nt
Organism: Carassius gibelio (silver crucian carp)
Lineage: Eukaryota; Metazoa; Chordata; Actinopteri; Cypriniformes; Cyprinidae
Exons: 28
Coding region: 148-4506 (1452 amino acids)
Biological process (GO): adenylate cyclase-activating G protein-coupled receptor signaling pathway; cell surface receptor signaling pathway
Cellular component (GO): membrane
Molecular function (GO): G protein-coupled receptor activity
Source: RefSeq, a predicted model, not a curated record
CUCUAUCAGAGGAACUGGGUGACUCUUGUCUGAGUUCUUGUUAAACACAUAACCAGGAAAGAAACGCUAAAACUCUUCUGAACUCAUAUUGUGAGUUUCAGAAGAACUGAAUCUACUACAGAGAGGAUAACUGAAGAAGAGAGAAGAAUGAAGAUCUUCUGGACUUUCACUCUGAUGAUUCCUGGUGUGUUGAGCUCCAUCAGUGUGACAGGAUAUUCGGGAGAAGGAGUCAACAUCACAUGCAGAUAUGAUAGAGGAUAUACAGACAAUAACAAGUAUUUUUGUAAAGGACAGAAUCCAGGAUGCACUGACCUCAUCAAGAUGUAUAAAAAAAAUGGUGAAAAACGGGUUGAUUCUGGAAGAUUCUCUCUGUAUGAUGACCCAAGUGCAGCAUUUUUUACUGUGACCAUCAGAGAUGUGAGUGAACAGGAUUCUGGGACAUACCAGUGUGCAGUUGAUAUCUAUUUGCUUGAAGAUGUCUACAGUGAAGUGAAGCUAAAUAUUGUAACAGGUGAAUUUUUAUUAUUCGCAGCUUAUCCUUCUGUUGACCCCUGCUACAACUACACUGUGCUGGACGAUCCAUGGAGAGCCAACAGCAGUCAGCCAUCAAAUUCUUACAAGUGUGACCAGUCAGUCUCCUGGAGCGGCUGGUAUCGUUUCUUCAUUAACGGUCUGAGUGCUCAGAUCCCAGACACAUGUGUUGAUGAGUACAGCUGUGGCACUGCUGCCCCACUGUGGAUUCGUGAUGGACACCCAACAGUUCAGGAGGGAGUCGUCACUCGAGGUGUCUGUGGUCACUGGAUCAGUUACUGCUGCUAUUACGGGGCUUACCCCAUUAAAGUCAAAGCCUGUCCAGGCAACUAUUAUGUCUAUGAGCUGGUUCGUCCCAAAGAUCGCAAUUUAGCAUACUGUGCAGUUGUUACUAACAUCAGCAGCACUCAUACAACAGUCGCACCAGAGACAAGCUCAGCUGGUGAAUUUUUAUUAGUCACAGCUUAUCCUUCUGUUGACCCCUGCUACAACUACACUGUGCUGGACGAUCCAUGGAGAACCAACAGCAGUCAGCUAUCAAACUCCUACAAGUGUGACCAGUCAGUCUCCUGGAGAGGCUGGUAUCGUCUCUUUAUUAACGGUCUGAGCGCUCAGAUCCCAGACACAUGUGUUGAUGAGUACAGCUGUGGCACUCAUAUCCCACUGUGGAUUCAUGAUGGACACCCAACAGUUCAAGAUGGAGUCAUCACUCGAGGUGUCUGUGGUCACUAUAACAAUACCUGCUGCCAUUUCAGCUCUAACCCCAUUAAAGUCAAAGCCUGUCCAGGCAACUAUUAUGUCUACGAGUUGCUUAGUCCAACUAUCUGCAAUUCAGCCUACUGUGCAGUUGUUACUAACAUCAGCAGCACUCAUACAACAGUCGCACCAGAGACAAGCUCAGCUGUUAGAGAUAUAAAGGUGCCAGAAGACUGCAACAGUCAAACCCCUGGAGGAUGUUUUCAAAAUAUUUUUGAGCAGAUCGAGAACAUCAGAGCUCAAGUGCUUCCUUUAAAUACUGUGACAAAAAUUUUCACUGUGGCCUUCAACGCUUCAGAGAAGAUUGUAGAGUCAUCAUCAUCAGCAAGCCCAACUGAACUAGCCUCUUAUGGAAACCGUGUUUUAAAAUCUAGUGAGAAGCUCAUUUCUACAUUAGUGAAGCCGACAGUCACAAGUGCCAGUGUCAGUUUUACUCUUCCUGCUGUAGAGGGUCAAGUCUUCAUGGUUGGACCACAGGUCACCUUAAAUAAAAUCCCUCGACUUGCAAUGACAAAUUCUUCUGUGGACAUCGAUCUCAUUGGGAUAUCCAAGAACAACAUUGAAAGAUCAGCUGCUGUGGCUUUCAUGAGCUAUGUCACGAUGGAGAAUCUACUGAAGCCAGACUUCUUCAAUACUUCAAAUGACACAGUUAAAACCAUGAUGUCCACUGUGAUCUCAGUUACUCUUCCCAAAACCACCAACACUAAACUCACCAAACCAGUCAACUUCACCUUCAGACACAUCAGAGAGUUUGAUCCCAGUGGUUCUCUGUCCUGUGUGUACUGGAAUAUCAAUGAGUGGAUUGUAGAUGGAUGUUCUGUUUUAAAGACCAACAGCAACUACACUGUGUGUUCCUGUGUUCAUCUGUCCACAUUCGCUCUCAUCAUGCAAACCAGCCGCCAACCAGAGAGUCAAAACCCUGGAGGAUGUUUUCUAAAUAUUUUUGAGCAGAUUGAGACGAUCAAAGAUCAAGUGCUUCCUUUAAAUACUGUGACAAACCUUUUGACUGAGGCCUUCAACGCUUCAGAGAAGAUUGUAGAGUCAUCAUCAUCAGCAAGCCCAACUGAACUAGCCUCUUAUGGAAACCGUGUGUUAAAAACUAGUGAGAAGCUCAUUUCUACAUUAGUGAAGCCGACAGUCACAAGUGCCAGUGUCAAUUUUACUCUUCCUGCUGUAGAGGGUCAAGUCUUCAUGGUUGGACCACAGGUCAACUUAAAAAAAAUCCCUCGCCUUGCAAUGACAAAUUCUUCUGUGGACAUCGAUCUCAUUGGGAUAUCCAAGAACAACAUUGAAAGAUCAGCUGCUGUGGCUUUCAUGAGCUAUGUCACGAUGGAGAAUCUACUGAAGCCAGACUUCUUCAAUACUUCAAAUGACACAGUUAAAACCAUGAUGUCCACUGUGAUCUCAGUUACUCUUCCCAAAACCACCAACACUAAACUCACCAAACCAGUCAACUUCACCUUCAGACACAUCAGAGAGUUUGAUCCCAGUGGUUCUCUGUCCUGUGUGUACUGGAAUAUCAAUGAGUGGAUUGUAGAUGGAUGUUCUGUUUUAGAGACCAACAGCAGCUACACUGUGUGUUCCUGUGUUCAUCUGUCCACAUUCGCUCUCAUCAUGCAAACCAGCCGCCAACCAGAGAGUCAAACCCCUGGAGGAUGUUUUCAAAAUAUUUUUGAGCAGAUCGAGAACAUCAGUGCUCAAGAGUUUCCUUUAAAUACUGUGACAGACAUUUUGACUGAGGCCUUCAACGCUUCAGAGAAGAUUGUACAGUCAUCAUCAUCAGCAAGCCCAACUGAACUAGCCUCUUAUGGAAACCGUGUGUUAAAAACUAGUGAGAAGCUCAUUUCUACAUUAGUGAAGCCGACAGUCACAAGUGCCAGUGUCAAUUUUACUCUUCCUGCUGUAGAGGGUCAAGUCUUCAUGGUUGGACCACAGGUCACCUUAAAUAAAAUCCCUCGACUUGCAAUGACAAAUUCUUCUGUGGACAUCGAUCUCAUUGGGAUAUCCAAGAACAACAAUGGAUCAGCUGCUGUGGCUUUCAUGAGCUAUGUCAUGAUGGAGAAUCUACUGAAGCCAGACUUCUUCAACACAUCAAAUGACACAGUUAAAACCAUGAUGUCCACUGUGAUCUCAGUUACUCUUCCCAAAACCACCAACACUAGACUCACCAAACCAGUCAACUUCACCUUCAGACACAUCAGAGAGUUUCGUUCCAGUGGUUUUCUGUCUUGUGUGUACUGGAAUAUCAGCGAGUGGAUUGUAGAUGGAUGUUCUGUUUUAAAGACCAACAGCAGCUACACUGUGUGUUCCUGUGAUCAUCUGUCCACAUUUGCUCUCAUCAUGCAAACCAGCUGCACACCAGAGAGUGACUCAUUGGUGGAGCUGUUGAAUUUGGUGUGUGUGAUAGUGGGGCUGGUGUUCUUCAGUUUGGCCCUGUUGACCUUUGCCCUUUGUCAGUGGAGUCCUUUAGUGAAUAAUGUGGCUCGAAUCAACAUCUGCAUCAGUCUUCUGCUGGCUCACCUUCUGUUCCUGCUCACACAGCCGUUCCUGAGCCUCUUACGGCAUCAGCAGGUGUUGUGUGCAGUGAUCUCAGGCCUUCUGCACUUCCUUUUUCUCUCCGGCUUUGUGUGGAUGUUCAUUGAAGCUGUGCUGCUCUUCAUCUGUGUGAAGAACCUAUCAAAGAUCAGCUCUAAAAAGAGGAUGGUGCUUAGCACUGGAUUCCUGUGUGUGAUUGGAUAUGUGGUUGCUCUGGUUGUGGUGUGUGUGUCUGUCGGUCUGGUUCCUGAAGGCUACGGCAGCAAAGACUGCUGGAUUAAAAUCGAUAAAGGCUUCAUCUGGAGUUUUCUUGGUCCUGUUUGUGUCAUACUAGCAUCAAACACGAUUCUCUUCAUCAACAUUGUCAUCAGUCUGAACUCAGCUCUCAGAUGUCUAAAUGCUGAAGUUUCACAGAUUAAGCAAACCAAGAUUAUGGUGUUUAAAACAAUGGCUCAGUUUGUGGUUCUUGGUUGCCCCUGGAUUCUGGGUUUCUUCUCUAAUAACAGUAAAGUGCUGGAGAUCCUCUUUCUGAUUUUGAACUCCCAGCAGGGAACCUUCAUCUUCCUGAUCUACUGUGUCCUCAAUAAUAAGGUCAGGGAGCAGUACAGAAAGUUCUUCAGAUGUCUUUGCUCAAAAAACACAGAGGACCACAGCAUCACGUUCAGAAUAAUAACCACUGAAUAAGUAAUAAGUAAUAAAUUCUGCUCAAGUGCCAUUAAUAUACAGCUGAUUUUAUGUAGCAAAUGUUUUUGUAUGCUAAAUGUUAUAGUCUCAGAUUAUUUCUGCAAAUGAAAGAAAAACAUGUUAUUCUACAUUGUCUUAUUUUAUAGCUUCUUUAUUUAUUUAUUUUAAUUUUUAAAAUUAUUAUUAGGCUAUCAUUAUUAUUAUUAUUGGUGGAGGGUAAAAAGCACAUUUGUUCAGUCCUCAAAACAAUCACAUUUGAAAACUCCAGAAAACUAUUUCAUGUGCGCAUGAUAAAGGGAAAUAAAUUACAUGUAUGGAAACAUUGUUGUGUGGGAGUAACAAUUUAUAACUUUAAUUAAACAUAAUUACAUCUUUGUUUUUUGAGCUUAAAAAGCUCCAAACUAAUGAAUGUUUCUUCUAUAAAGGCCCAUUUUACAGUACAUUAAAAUUGUGCUGUAAUAUAUACAGUAUAAAUAGCUAAAUGUAUUUUCAGGAAUGAGGGACACAUGUUGCAUUAAUAUUGUGAAUUUACACAAUUUAAAACUAUAAACUAUAAAAAUAAGAAAAUGAACAGCUAAUGGUGUCACAGUGUCUGGGUUGUGUUCCCUGGGUGUCCACUAGGUGUCCUCCGUUCCCACGGUGUCUGUCAUCUUAUCACUUCCUGUUCCCUUAUUUGGUCACCUUCCUCCUUGUUUUAGUUAAUUGAUUGUUUACCCACCUGUCUCCUGUUUCCCCAUUAUCCUUCUGUGUAUAAAUACCUGGUCUGUCUGAGUCU